This is a messenger RNA of Pyrenophora tritici-repentis Pt-1C-BFP, 1119 nucleotides long. Its product is annotated as Zn-dependent hydrolase beta-lactamase protein. Gene Ontology annotation, biological process: N-acylphosphatidylethanolamine metabolic process; N-acylethanolamine metabolic process. Lineage: Eukaryota; Fungi; Ascomycota; Dothideomycetes; Pleosporales; Pleosporaceae. Gene Ontology annotation, cellular component: membrane-bounded organelle; cytoplasm. Gene Ontology annotation, molecular function: N-acylphosphatidylethanolamine-specific phospholipase D activity. The record is from RefSeq and is a predicted model, not a curated record.
AUGCCUCUUACAUCGGUGACAUCGCUCCCACCCCGGCAGCCGAAUGGCUACACGCCCGACCACCACGUCGACACCCCACCAAUGAGCUUCAAGAACCCAUGGCCAUCGUACAGAAACGACGGCAUAGUAGCUGCGAUACGCACGCGAUUUACUACGCCCAAGAACUUUGUGCCUGUGCCCGCCGACCGCCUCGGCCUGGUCAACAUACGCAAACCCGACUUCAGCACCACGACGACAACGGGGCUGAAAGCAACAUGGAUCGGACACGCCAGCUUCCUUAUAGAAACACCUGCUCCAGUGGGUAGUCGACGCGGAAUGCGCAUCCUACUUGAUCCUGUGUGGAGUGAGCGCGUGGGACCAUAUGGGUUAGUUGGUCCAGUACGGUUUACAUCGCCGCCAUGUUCGAUUGACGAGUUACCUGAAAUCGACGCCGUAUGUAUAAGCCACGACCACUACGACCACCUCGACUCGGAUACGCUGCGCAAGCUCAACGCGAAGCAAAAGGGGGAUUUGCGCUUCUUCUGCGGGCUGGGCGUCAAGGACGUGAUGAUGGGUCUAGGGGCGGGAAUUCAUGACGACCAAGUCGACGAGCUGGAUUGGUGGGAUGGCAUCACUGUGUUUAAAUCUGGGGUAGGUGGUGUGGAAUUGAUUUGCACGCCCGCUCAACACCGGUCUGGUCGUGCGCCGUGGAACUUUGAUGGGACGCUGUGGUGUAGCUGGAUCGUCAAGGAGCCCUCGUCGUCUGCUUCGGGUGGUAAGAGACUCUUCUUCGCAGGUGACACGGGAUACUGCCACGUCACUUCCGACGACCAGUUCUCCCACCACGCUGCCCCACACCCACCCUGUCCAGCGUUCAAGCAAAUAGGCGACUUGUACGGUCCGUUUGAUCUCGCUCUCUUGCCUGUUGGGUGCUUCAAGCCGCGUUCCGUGCUCUCGGGACAGCACUCUAGUCCAGAGGAUUCGCUGGCGAUACAUAGGGAUGUGCGGAGUAGGAAGAGUAUAGGUAUGCAUUUUGGCACUUUUCGAGGCGCUUAUUCGGCAAAUUAUGAGCCGGUUACUGAGCCGGCUGAGCGGUGGCGGAGGGGUGCUGAGAAGGAGGGUUUGAGGUGGGGGGGUUGA